This is a messenger RNA of Tuber aestivum (summer truffle), 2142 nucleotides long. The record is from the annotation of a GenBank genome assembly. NCBI's taxonomy places the organism in Eukaryota, Fungi, Ascomycota, Pezizomycetes, Pezizales, Tuberaceae.
ACCAUCGAACAUCCCCUUUCCCCUUACGCCCCCAUAUUCACCUGUGUACUACAUCGUAUUGUCUUGCCCUCGCAUCCCCGGGCGCCGGUGUCACUCUACCUGACCUAGCUUUCAUAUCAAGCCUCUCAACAAAGUACUCUACCACCUAUCGAGUAUUCCGCCUUGUGUCGGUUGGAAGUGCAGUCUCUCGGAUUGCAUUUCUUCGCUCCGACCUUCCCACGUCAUAUCAACUUCCAGGCCCAUUACCUACCAUUGAUUUGUUAAACGAACACUCAUUCGGGGGCACUAUUUCUCCUUAGCCCUCAUCGUGAUCUUCAGGGUUCUUCCUCACCACUCUUAAGGAUGUACGUCACCUGUUUUUCUACUGACUCUCUCUAUUGCAUCAUCCUGACCCCAUAAUACUGCCUCCUAUAACUGUUGACUUUAUCCCGAGUGGUACUACUUUCUGCCUCCCGAACCAAGACAUACCAAGCCAAAUCUCUACCUCAAUGCCUCUUUCCGUGUACUCUCAACGCUCUCUAAACUGUAAAGACUUACCGUUUUCGGGCUGCAGAAACUACAAAAGUCCAUAUUAAUGGCAACCGCCCGGCUGCUCUCGAGCUUUAUAUCUCCCCCAAUCCCCUCCUCCCCAUCGUCUUCGGUCAAUCCGUUACCUCCAUUUUUUGCCUUUACGCACAACUACCUUUGUGCUGCGGUGCUCUUAUUGCCUCCACUGGCCUAUCUAACCUACAAGGACUACCGCUCUUUCCUCUCGCUCGGCCCAGGGGGCACUCCUUACAACUUCUAUGGUUAUUGUAUCAUAACCUCGCUCCGAUUGCUCGCUCUCCGAAACCCCCGUGUUCCAGGACCAGUGCCGGAAGGUCUAAAACACAAUGGCUACCUCCCCAAGUCCGGGGUAGCUAAAAGAGAUGCCGCUCGCCCAAUCGUCACCGGAAUCGCGCCCCAUAGACAAAUGAAUCAAAGACCCAGGAGGGAGAUAUUUGACCUCCUUUCCAGCUCGCUACAGAAUUUAGCGGACAAUUAUCCAAGAAGAUUAAGGAUCGCCAUAAGCUGCUUCGAGAAGCAUUGUCCGGGGCUGUUUUCUAGGAAGCAAGUUAACAAGACCUGUAAUGGCGAAAUUGUUCAUGCCCACCUUAGCGACGGCUCAAUGCAUAUGACGUUGCAUCCGGCGGAUGCCAAGAUUGUUAUCGAGGCUGGAUGGGGAGGUACGUGUGACAAUAAAAGCCCUUGCCCAGCACCGCAAUUCUCGACAAAAGUUGCUUCAGUCAUUUAUUCCCCAAGGAUGUGAAAAGGUGGAAAAAGGAAAGAAAGGGAAAAAGAAAAGUAAUUCUUACUGACUGUAUUGCUACGUACGAGUGUAGAGAGACAUCCACUUUCCAGAGGCGGCUGGUGCAGACGGUUUGUACCGGUCGGGUUUGUGAUGAUCUAUGCUCCACGCACCGAAGAGGAGGUUGGUCUCGUCCUUGAAAUCGUCAAGGCGGGAAUUGGCUGGGUUAGCGGUGAGCCGCUUGACGAAUCAGAGGCUAGGCUCUAUCCGAGGGAAAUGGAGACCAAAGAUGGCUUGAACCGCUGCGACUCCGGACACUGCCCUGCCAACGCGAACUCCACAAUCAAGAACUGUGAAUCCGAUGUCGUCCAAAAUGUCGCCAACGCAGUCAUGGAAGUCGCUUGAUCGGCCGGAUUUCGCAAGCAAUCUACAUUUUUUCCCCUCUAUGGAUAGUGCAAGAUGGAAUCGGGUUUUGUGUUUUUCCCAGUGCUUUUUCAUUCACAGUCUCGCAAUACUCCUAUGACCAAUGUCCGGCGGAUAUACUGUAAGACGCGCAGGACACUUGCAGGCUACGUUUCUUCCAUCACAUUCACGGCUUUCACCUUGUUCGUUUUUCCGUUUCUUGAAUCUCGUUAUUCACUUUUGAAGGGCUGAUCGGAGGCAGCGAUUUCUUUGCAAGAGAAAAGUUUUAUUCCUGUCUACUCCGCCAGGAGCUACUAGGAUUUGGCCCUAGUGACAGCAGCACUGUGGUUUUGAAAUUUCCUCGCUAUUAUACCACUAAAUUUCUUGUUAUUCCCUUUCACUGUUUACCUGUUACAAGCGUUUUACCAUUUCUAGAAGGAGGCCUAAAUUGAGAAAUAUUCAGUUUCCUACAG